AUGCCCCGCCGAUCACAUCCCGAGACUGUGGAGAAGCGCGGGCGGAACGCGUGCUGGAAGUGCAAAGAGCGUCGGAUUAGAUGCACGCUAGAGAGGCCCAUCUGCAGCAACUGCGCCCGAGGCAAACACGUGUGCAAGUAUGGUCGGAAGCUCUUGUGGAGAGAGGAGGCCCUCGCCAGGGGCAUCUGCUUUGGACGACAAGGUAUCUCCGGCCGAACUCCUGAGGUCCCGAUUAUUGUUCACCACAUGAGCGCAAGGGCGUUUCAAGGGAAAGUCUACUUUCUGAACAUUACUUUGGAUGACUAUAUCGAACCGGGCUGUGGUACGGGGCCAGCUGAGCUUGGCCAAAAUGAGCAAGCAAAGUGCACCGGCGAAGGUCUGGGAGAGCCUACAAGCGAUAGUGAAGACCGGGACGAGGAAAUAGGUGCAGUGGAGGAGGACCCGCCAUUCGAUACCACUACGAACGGCGACCCCGUGUUCCAUUCCCCAUACCCCUCCCAAGGACUGUCCAUGAUUCCAUCUGCACAGAACUCCACAGACUUUCACCUUUUCGACUUCUUCGUGAGCUGUUUGUGUCCCAACCUCAGCAACUCGACGACAGAAAACCCAUACUGGGAGUUCGUCGUGCCGUUAUCAUUCUCAUCUGUCCCUCUAUUCCAUGCGCUCCUUGCCUGGGCCGGCCAUGAAGCCUCCUUCGCGAACCAGGCUGAGAAGUAUCGGUACAAUGUCGCCUCAGUCAAGUACAAGCUUCGGGCUUUACGGGGAUUGAGGAAUGAGAUCACGGCUAUGCAGGGAGAGUGGCUCGAUAGACAGGGCAAUUCUCCACCGGACAACUGGGCCUCGAUCCUGGCAACGAUAAUUAUCCUGUCAUGCACAGACAUCGCCGAGAUGUGCUCCCCAGAGUGGAUGGACCACCUGCGUGCCGCCCGUGUCCUCUGCAACUUGGCCUGGCCUAGACGCCCCGGCCUGCCCGACAAGUUUCGCAAAUUCUGCGUGAUGUGGUUCGUGUCGCACGACAUCAUGAGCCGCACAGCCUGGAUCAGGGAAAACAUUUUCGAACCUAGCGAGUGGUUCGCCGGCGACGAAGACACCGAGAUUGACCCCAUGAUUGCGUGUUCGCGUGGACUUCUACAACAAGUUUCGGCGAUUGGCACUUUGAUCCUAAACCUGCGGGCGAGGAGGGUGACCUUGUCUGAAAUUGAAGAAGAGGAGGAAGCGGCGAGUUUUAGGAGACGUCGCGACGCCAUCGAAGAAGCGCUGCAGGCCCUACAUCAACGAAGCUCUACGGAUAGCGACGGCAGCGAGUCUACGGGGGAACUGCUUCAAGUAGCUGAAAGCAAGAGACUGUGCGCUCUCAUCUACCUCUACGCUUGUGCUGACGGCGCCACGCCCGCAUCACCCGUAAUUCAGGGCCUGACGCGUCGGGUCAUAGGCAUUAUGGGCAAUCUUACUCCUAAGCCGUCGGUUAUCUUUCCUCUUUUCGUUGUGGGUACUAUGGGGGACGAGGUGGAUAGCAACGGCAGUAAAAGCACAGGAUAUAGUCAUGAAUGUAUGGCUUGA
This is a messenger RNA of Scedosporium apiospermum, 1560 nucleotides long. RefSeq lists its product as uncharacterized. Gene Ontology annotation, biological process: positive regulation of transcription by RNA polymerase II. Bases 1 to 1560 code for a protein of 519 amino acids. The transcript is spliced from 4 exons. Gene Ontology annotation, molecular function: DNA-binding transcription factor activity, RNA polymerase II-specific; zinc ion binding; transcription cis-regulatory region binding. NCBI's taxonomy places the organism in Eukaryota, Fungi, Ascomycota, Sordariomycetes, Microascales, Microascaceae. The record is from RefSeq and is a predicted model, not a curated record. Gene Ontology annotation, cellular component: nucleus.